Messenger RNA from Cucumis sativus (cucumber), 1632 nucleotides. Its product is annotated as probable galacturonosyltransferase-like 9. The coding region runs from base 162 to 1304 and encodes 380 amino acids. The record is from RefSeq and is a predicted model, not a curated record. NCBI's taxonomy places the organism in Eukaryota, Viridiplantae, Streptophyta, Magnoliopsida, Cucurbitales, Cucurbitaceae. Gene Ontology annotation, cellular component: Golgi apparatus. Gene Ontology annotation, molecular function: glycosyltransferase activity. The transcript has a single exon.
UUCUCUCUUUCACUCUCAUUUCUCUCCUUAGAGAGAGAGAAGACGAAGAAGAAACGCGCACAAUCAAACCGCGUUUUGGUAAAGUAAAGUUAGCCCUUCUUCUUCAUUCCCCAUACCCAACCCAUCAAAUUUAAUUCCCAUUUCAAUCCAUUCCUCCAAAAAUGGCAUCUCAGGUUCUUCAUUCCCCCCUCCGAUUACCCUUUUUCGCCUUCUCUCUUCUCCUUCUCCUUCUCCUCCCUUUCUCCUCCGCCAUUCGUACUUUCCGUUACCCACCUGCCGGAUUCGCUGAUUUCUCCCGUUUCUCCGAGGCCCCCGAGUACAGGAACGGCGCCGAUUGCCCUUCUUCUUCCUCCGCCGCUGACACGGCCUCUUCCUGUGACCCAUCUUUAGUCCACAUCGUAAUGACCUUGGAUUCUGAGUACGUUCGAGGUUCCGUUGCUGCCAUUCACUCUGUUCUCAAACACGCCUCCUGCCCAGAAAACGUCUUCUUCCAUUUUAUUGCCGCUGAGUUCGACCAAGCUACUCCACGAGAACUCACUAAACUCGUCCGAUCCACUUUCCCUUCUCUUAAUUUUAAGGUUUAUAUCUUUAGAGAAGACACUGUAAUCAAUUUGAUUUCCUCUUCCAUUCGUUUAGCUUUAGAGAAUCCUUUGAACUACGCUAGAAAUUACUUGGGUGACAUUCUUGAUUCGUGCGUUGACCGUGUCAUUUACCUUGACUCCGACGUGGUGGUCGUCGACGACAUUCACAAGCUCUGGAACAUCAAACUCACUGAUUCUCGGGUCAUCGGAGCACCCGAGUAUUGCCAUGCCAAUUUCACCAACUACUUCACCGAGAAAUUCUGGUCCGACCCGGUUCUUUCCCGGGUCUUCUCUUCCAGAAAACCCUGUUACUUCAACACCGGAGUUAUGGUCAUGGAUUUAUCCAGAUGGAGACUAGGGAACUACAAGAAGAAGAUAGAAAGCUGGAUGGAAUUACAAAAACGCACACGGAUUUACGAUCUGGGUUCCCUCCCACCGUUCCUCCUUGUCUUUGCCGGAAAUGUGGAGCCAAUCGACCACCGGUGGAACCAGCACGGACUCGGCGGUGACAAUGUGAAAGAUAGCUGUAGAACACUGCAUCCGGGUCCAGUAAGUUUACUCCAUUGGAGUGGAAAGGGGAAGCCAUGGGUAAGAUUGGAUGAUAACAAACCUUGCCUUCUUGAUCAUCUAUGGAAGCCGUAUGAUCUUUACAGAGCAACAGAUUCGACGUCGCCGGCACCGUCUUCGUAUUCAUCAACAUUGAUUAGUUAUUUAAGUUAUUAGAUAAUGGAGAUUGAUUCUUUGGUACAGAGUCACCGAUUCUUUGAUUGAUUAGCGGUGUGUACAGAACAGAUUUGGAAGAGGGGUUGAUGGAUGGAUCUUGUUAGAUCGAUCCUAAUUAAAUUAUUUUUAUACAAGAUGAUUGAAUUAAUUGAUGUAAUUGGAUAAUUGGGGGACAAAAUUGUGGCGUGUGUAUUUGUGGGGAUGGAUUCUUUUUGUAUGUAGCGGGAGAGAAUGGAAUUUGUUGACUAUUGAGAGAUUUUGAGUGUUAUGAAAUGUGAAAGGAAAUGAAUAACACAGGCUGGGAUGCCUUAUUAUUCCUCCCCUCCAA